CUCUUCCCGCACGCCUCUGGGGUGCUUCCGCCCUUUUCUGCAUAGUCCCAGAAGCCGGGUUACCCCAAUUCCCUCUAUCCGGACCUGUCGAUCAUGCUCCGAUCACGAGCGAGCAGUUCUGCUCUACCAGGGAGGAUCCUCUCGGCCCGGGGCUCGAUCCUGGGCGGCCUGAGCCGGAGCCGGUCCCACCCUUCUCGAGGGGGUCUGAGCGCUGGACGCUCCGCGGGGGGAAAGCCCCCACGCCGCCUCUCUUCCACUUCCUGCUGGCCCUCCUCAGCCCCGGCCGCUGCCUCCUGUUGCUGCUUCCACCCACUCUCAUUCCUCUCUGGGCCCGCCCCGCAGCCGAAUUUUCUAGGGAAAGCCCCAUCACUGAACACCCCCUUUCCCAUUCUCCCACCCUCUCGCCCUCACCCCGGACUUCCCCCCAGAAGGAGGGGACGGGGCCCCUCCUUCUAAGCCCCGUCCCUCUCGGAGGGACAGCCCCUGCGCAGUCUCUCACAGCCCACUCGCCCUAGCCCCUCCCUCAGACAGCCCUUGGGCUAGCGACCAAGUUGCACCGCCUCUUCUAGCCGCAACUGGCCGAGAAUGGCUGAGGGGCUCCCGACGGUUUGCAGCCAGCUAGUGGGAGGGUGAAAAGAAAGAGGGGGGCGGGGCUGAGGGGGGCGGGCCUGGACCUGGGGAGUGAAAGCGAAAGCCCAGGCGGCGAGCCGGGAGACCUGAGAUCUAGCAACUGGGGCAGCAUGGCCAAACCUUGUGGGGUGCGCCUGAGCGGGGAAGCCCGAAAACAGGUGGAUAUCUUCAGGCAAAAUCUUUUCCAGGAGGCUGAGGAAUUCCUCUCCAGAUUCUUGCCACAGAAAAUCAUAUGCUUGAAUCAGCUCUUGCAAGAGGACACCCUCAAUGUGGCUGACCUGACCUCGCUCCGGGCCCCACUGGACAUCCCCAUUCCAGACCCCCCACCCAAGGAUGAUGAGAUGGAAACAGAUAAGCAGGAAAAGAAAGAAGUCCCUAAGUGUGGCUUUCUUCCUGGGAAUGAGAAGGUCCUGGCGCUGCUUGCCCUGGUGAAGCCAGAAGUCUGGACUCUCAAAGAGAAAUGCAUUCUGGUGAUCACAUGGAUUCAGCACUUGAUCCCCAAAAUUGAGGAUGGAAAUGACUUUGGGGUAGCAAUCCAGGAGAAGGUGUUAGAGAGGGUGAAUGCGGUCAAGACCAAAGUAGAAGCCUUCCAGACAACUAUUUCCAAAUACUUCUCAGAACGUGGGGAUGCCGUGGCCAAAGCCUCUAAGGAGACCUAUGUAAUGGAUUACCGAGCUCUGGUGCAUGAGAAAGAUGAGGCGGCCUAUGGGGAGCUCCGGGCCAUGGUGCUGCACCUGAGGUCCUUCUAUGCUGAGCUUUAUCAUAUCAUCAGCAGCAACCUGGAGAAAAUUGUCAACCCAAAAGGUGAAGAGAAGCCAUCUAUGUAUUGAGUCCAGGGUUGGAAAGAAAUAAAUAACUUACUUUGUG
Molecule: messenger RNA, 1497 nt
Organism: Condylura cristata (star-nosed mole)
Lineage: Eukaryota; Metazoa; Chordata; Mammalia; Eulipotyphla; Talpidae
Gene: PSME2
Product: proteasome (prosome, macropain) activator subunit 2 (PA28 beta)
Exons: 11
Coding region: 741-1460 (239 amino acids)
Biological process (GO): regulation of G1/S transition of mitotic cell cycle; positive regulation of endopeptidase activity; regulation of proteasomal protein catabolic process
Cellular component (GO): nucleoplasm; cytoplasm; proteasome activator complex
Molecular function (GO): endopeptidase activator activity
Source: RefSeq, a predicted model, not a curated record